Pseudocercospora fijiensis CIRAD86 is the source of this 1056-nucleotide messenger RNA. RefSeq lists its product as uncharacterized. The transcript has 3 exons. The coding region runs from base 1 to 1056 and encodes 351 amino acids. The record is from RefSeq and is a predicted model, not a curated record. Lineage: Eukaryota; Fungi; Ascomycota; Dothideomycetes; Mycosphaerellales; Mycosphaerellaceae.
AUGAAAAGGGCACUACCUCUUCUGGAGCCCAACAACGACCGCAUAGCCGUUUGCACGAAGCUUCGGAUGGUCGCCUUCGCGCGGUCGCAGCAUUAUCGGCCUGUAACUGCAGCUGCGAAGCUGCAAGUCUGGGAGGCUGCAGGCAGUACGCCCAGAGUGUCUUUGCAAAAGAUGUAUAUUGUCAUUCUCAACUCCUUCAUCUGCGUACGAAGUUCCUCUACUGAUGCGUAUUGCGUGCGGAUGGUCAGAAGUUCCAGGAUGAAGCCGGCCGAUCGUCUCAACCAUCUCUUUCAGCGGCUUGGCCAGCCAUUGCCAACAUACGAAACGCGCGAACACCGGCUGUACACGGUCAACGUCCAUUUGCCAGCAGGCGUGCAACAAAUCAUGGCACAGCCGGAACGCGCAGGCUUCAAGCGACUCCUGGACAAAGCUUGUAGCGGGAAGAAGGCGGCGUCAGCGCUACAGUCGAAGCAGUUGGUCAUGAAAAAGGUAUGCGAGGUACUGGAGAUGCUCCCGGAAGUGUCGGCGCAUUCUCAAGGCGGAACCACGAGAGCAAAGGCGGCGGCGAGGAAGAAGAAGACAAGGAAGCGAAAGGCGGAGGAGGAUGGAGGAUGGGAGGCGAAGGCAGAGGCGCGGACGAGCGUGGACGACGGAGGCAAUGGCGGAGGCAAUGGCGGAGGCAAUGGAGGAGGCGGAGGAGGUGGAGGCAAUGGCAAUGGCAAUGGCAAUGGCAAGAAACGCAAGAGGGCUGUGAGUAUGAGUGACGAUGCACGUGACCCGGGCACGGAGAAAUCCGAGAAACGCAAGAGGGUCAGUGCACGUGAGCUGGCAGAUGCACGUGACAUCACUGCUGGAGAUGAGCUCGAGGAAAAUGAACGUGAGCUGGCAAAUGCACAUGCACAUGCACCACAUCAUCACUAUGCUCUGCAUACCGAUACCGAUGAUGCUUUGUUUGUGAGCGACGACAGUCCCAGCAGCGACAGCGACGGCGACGGCGACAGCGACCCCGACCCCGACACCGACCCCGACACCGACAACGACGAUGAACAGCGAUGA